AUGACUCAAAACGAAAAACAGUUUCUGGCAAAAAAAAACAAGAUACGUAAAGUUCUUAUAUUCAACUGUGAUUAUCCAAAAGACUACCUAGUUGACGAUUAUGGCGAUUAUGCUGAUAUGGGCAUUAGGUUAUUAUCAACUGCAGACCAAGAUAAAUAUGUUGAUAAGUACGAAAAAAUCAAUGUCAUAAAUAAUGAAUUACCCAACGAAUUAUCUGCUGAUAUUAUUGGGAUUUAUAUCACUGGUUCCCACUAUGACUCUUUUAGCACUGAACACGAGUGGAUUAUUAAAUUAAGAUCAUGGCUAUCUAAUUUUUUUUCUAAUAAAGAAACAUCAUACUAUAAUCGAAUUCCAAUUGUAGGGGUUUGUUUUGGACACCAAAUUAUUGCCUGUAGUUUGGGCUGCAAAGUUAUACGGAAUCCAAAAGGGUUUGAAGGUGGUGUAAUUAACGUGGAGUUGGACAGUAAAGUUGGAAAAAAAAUAUUUGCAGGUUUAGAUACUUUGAGGUUAAAUUUAUUUCAUAAUGAUAUUGUAGUAGAGAAACCCACUGAGUUUCGUUCUUGGGGCAGUACUAAUAAAUGUCAAUAUCAGGGGUUUUAUUCGGAAAACAGGAUUUUGACAGUCCAAGGCCAUCCCGAAUUUAGUAACGCUAUAAAUGAAAAAUUGUUACAAGUAGCUAAAAAAGAUGGAAUGUUAAACGACGAUGAGUAUGAAAACUUGUUAGAUACUUUAAGAAUGGAAAGUCAAGGAGCGCUUUUUGCACAGUACAUUUUGAAAUUAUUCAAAGGUGAAAUCUGA
Saccharomycodes ludwigii is the source of this 798-nucleotide messenger RNA. RefSeq names its product putative amidotransferase. The transcript has a single exon. Gene Ontology annotation, cellular component: cytosol; nucleus. The record is from RefSeq and is a predicted model, not a curated record. Bases 1 to 798 code for a protein of 265 amino acids. Lineage: Eukaryota; Fungi; Ascomycota; Saccharomycetes; Saccharomycodales; Saccharomycodaceae.